Mobula hypostoma (lesser devil ray) is the source of this 2987-nucleotide messenger RNA. RefSeq names its product carboxypeptidase X (M14 family), member 1a (gene cpxm1a). The transcript is spliced from 14 exons. Gene Ontology annotation, biological process: peptide metabolic process; protein processing. Gene Ontology annotation, molecular function: metallocarboxypeptidase activity; zinc ion binding. The record is from RefSeq and is a predicted model, not a curated record. The coding region runs from base 55 to 2088 and encodes 677 amino acids. Lineage: Eukaryota; Metazoa; Chordata; Chondrichthyes; Myliobatiformes; Myliobatidae.
ACUGACGCCCGCCGCUGGGCUUCCCACUCGGGCUGCCGCCGCCGAGCCGUCGGGAUGGAGUCGCCGAUCUUCACCCUGCUGCUCGUCCUCUGCCUCCCGGCUGGGCUCCCCGGCGCUUCCAUCCCAACGGAGCCGCGAACGUCCCCGGGCCCCGGGACACCCAACUACCCAAAACCGUCCGGCAGCGCGGAGACAGGGACGCAGAGGUCGAAGGUGGAGGCGCCAGAACACAUUCCAGGGGACGUGUCAGAUGGAUCCGCACGGCAGGAAGAGUGUCCCCCGCUGGGGUUGGAGUCACUGAGGGUGGAGGACACACAGCUGACAGCCUCCAGCUACCUGAGGGUGGGGCUCGGACCGCACCGGGGGAGGCUCAACAUUCAGGCUGGGAUCUAUGAGGAGGAUUAUUAUGAUGGAGCCUGGUGUGCUGCCCACGAGGAUGCGGAGCAGUGGCUGCAACUCGAUGCUCAGAAGCUGAUCAAGUUCACUGGAGUCGUCACCCAGGGCCGCAAUUCAAUCUGGAGUUGGGACUGGGUCACUUCCUACAAACUGCUGUUCAGUAACAACACCCACAGUUGGACAGCCCACCGCAAUGGCAGCACUGACUCCGUUUUCACAGCAAAUUCAGAUCCUGAGACGCCGGUGCGCAUUUUCCUGUCGGAGCCAAUUGUGGCUCGUUAUAUUCGCAUCAACCCGCGUUCCUGGUUCCCCAAUGGCACCGUCUGUCUACGGGCUGAGGUCCUGGGUUGCGCUCUGACCGGCCGGACUGACCCCUCGGUAGUGGAGCAGGAAAGUUCGGACCAGCUUGACUUCAGACAUCACAGCUACGAGCAGCUGAGGGAGGUGAUGCGGCGAGUCCGUAAGGAAUGUCCGGACAUCAGCCGCACCUACAGCAUUGGCCGGAGUGUCCAGGGCCGGAAGCUCUACGUCAUGGAAAUCUCCGAUAAGCCUGCGGUGCACGAGCUGGGGGAGCCCGAGUUCCGGUACGUGGCGGGAAUGCACGGCAAUGAGGUGCUGGGCCGGGAACUGCUCAUUCUCCUGAUGCAAUUCCUCUGCAAGGAAUACCGGCGGAAAAAUCCCCGGGUGCAGCAGCUCAUAAACAGCACACGGAUUCACCUGCUCCCCUCGAUGAAUCCCGAUGGACACGAAAUGGCCAACAAGAUGGGGUCAGAACUUGCCGGUUGGGCCUACGGACGCUGGAACAUGCAGGGCUUCGACCUGAACCAUAACUUCGCCAGCCUGAACUCCGUUUUCUGGGCGUCCGAGGAUGUACAAUCGGAUUCUAAACGUGUCCGUAACCAUUUCAUUCCCAUUCCCAAGUACUACAGAUCGCCCAACGCCACAGUUGCUCCGGAGACGUGGGCGGUCAUUAACUGGAUGAAGAAGGUCCCAUUCGUGCUGAGUGCAAACCUGCAUGGAGGGGACAUGGUGGUCAGUUACCCGUUCGAUCAGUGCCGCGAGAUAGGCACUGACCAUGAGCCCAGCCCGACGCCUGACGAAGAAGUCUUCCGCUGGCUCUCCUUUGCCUUCGCCUCCAGCCACCGGGCCAUGGCUCAGUACAACCGGCGCCUCUGUCACGGGGACGACUUCAUGCAACACAGCAACAUUAUCAACGGCGCCCACUGGCACACCAUGGUUGGCAGUAUGAACGAUUUCAGUUACCUUCACACCAACUGCUUCGAGGUGACUGUGGAGCUGAGCUGUGACAAGUUCCCCCACCACAGCCAACUGCCCAUGGAAUGGGAGAACAGCCGAGAGUCCCUCCUGUUGUACAUGGAGCAGGUUCACCGGGGUAUAAAGGGUGUGGUGAAGGAUCACCAGGGCAACGGGAUUGCCGGAGCCAUCAUCAGCGUGGACGGUAUAAACCACGACAUUCGGACAGCUGCCAGCGGUGACUACUGGCGACUGCUGAACCCCGGCCGUUACGAGGUGACGGUGAAAGCGGCGGGGUUCGUCCCAUCCAGCCAGACCUGCUCCGUCGGUUACGACAGACAGCCGACCAUCUGUGACUUCCAGCUGAGCCGCCGGCCGGCGGGUGGGCGGGUUCCCAGGGGGAGGGGGGCUGUCCGCAGGAGGUCCCAGGUGCACUGAGUCCCACCCGCACAGGGCAGCUGGCCUGUCCCUGGAACCACCUCCCCUGAACCCCAACCCCAGAAGCCAAGGCACCCACUUACUCACAGCACCAGAAGACCCAAACCCCAUAUUCUGGUGCUCAGGGACAGGGGAGGGCCAUUCUGCCCAUCGAACCCUGUCCGUGGGCUAGGAGGUGCCUGUUUGACAUUAAAGAUCUGAGAUUGUUUAAGGUAAUUUCCGAAACACAAGUGUAAAGGAGAACGAAAUAAUAAAUAUCAAUACAUAAAACAGCCUAUAUACAUGGAUUGAUUAUAUGUCCAUAAAAUGAUGCUCGGCACAGGAGUGUCUGUACAUAAGGUGGCUCUGACAGGACAUUAUAAAGUCGUGGUGGUGUGUAGUGGGUGAUUAGUUGGGGGAGGUGUUGAUCAGCCUCACUGCUUGGGGAAAGUCACUGUUUUUGAGUCUGGUGGUCCUGGUGUGGAUGUUUGCAGCCUCCUCCCUGAUGGGAGUGGGACAGACUGUCCAUGAUCCUUCGUGAUGUUAUUGGCCCCUUUCGGGCACCUUUCUGUAUAAUUGUCCUUGAUGGUGGGUAGGCUAGUGCUGAUGAAGCAUUGGGCAGUUUUGACCUCCCUGUCUGUAACAGUGCAAUUUCCAUACCAUGUAGUGACGCAUGUUGUUGGGAAGCUCACAUGCGCACAGGCUGGUCACCCCCCUCCCCCACAGUAUUGUUCAGAUAAGACCCUUCAGCCCACAUGUCUCUGCUACCACAAGAACUCCAUCUGGACCAAUCCCAUGCUCUGGCUCCUGGGUCCACAGCACCUUUCAGCGGGUGUCCAGCUCCUGUGUACCUGCUCCUUCUGCUCACACCCUCCACCAGCACGUGCUGAUGACCCCACGGACACACUGAGCACUCACUG